UCUAUAGUUUGAUUACCAGUUUGAAUUGAUUAAUGAUUUCAUUCUUCAAUUUUCAAAAAUUUUUAUUUUCCAGUGAGAUUUAACCCAAUUUUACAGGUUACACAAUUAUUACAGUUUAAAACGAGAUAACAUGCAAAAAAAUAAAGAUUAUCUUUUUCAAAAGAUUACCACUCAAAAUAGGAAUUUUAACCCUUGAUCUGAUAGAUUUAUAGAUUUAUUCAAGAAAGUAUAGAUAAUUAUGAGUUUGUUUAUGCCUCAUGGGUCUAACCCACAGACCUCGCAGUUCACAUGUAAUACUUGCGGUAUAAGAUUUGCUUCGGCAGAGUUACAAAGACAACAUAUGAAAACUGACUGGCACAGAUAUAAUUUAAAGAGAAGAGUGGCCGAAUUGCCUUCGAUAUCUUCUGAAAUGUUUGCUGAAAAAAUAUUAAAUCUGAAACAAUUAUAUGAUGUUGGUCAUAAUGAUAGUGAUGAGGAUGAAUAUGGAUUUCAUGUUAAUAAACGGAAAUCGAAACCGAGUGAAAAUAGGCAAUUAACUAAAAAGUUUAUUAAACGACAUGAAAGAUUAGGUAAAUUAAGAGGAAGAAGAGAUCUUCAAGAAACUCAACCAGUUGUAUUUGUAAGAGAUGAUAGUCCCUCACUUUCAGUUACUUCAGAAUUUUCCCAAUUUUCAUUAGGUGAUCAUAUUCAACAUGAGAUUGAAUCAUUAGCUGAAACAGCUUCAGUAUCGGAGCAUAUCUAUUCUACAGAAUCUGAUGGAUUUUUAGACGAAUAUGAAGAUUCUGAAGAUGAUGAAGAUGAAGCUGAGACUGGGGAUUCAGAUUCAGAUAUUGAUUUAGAUUCUAUUCCUAUUGAUCAUUGUUUUUAUUGUGGACAAGAUAAUCAAGAAAUUGAGAAUAAUGUGAAACAUAUGUUUAAUAAGCAUGGUUUAUAUAUCCCCGAAAGAUCUUUUCUUACUAACAUCGAAGGAUUAUUGCAUUACAUAAGUGAUAUAAUAUCUAUUGAUAAUGCAUGUUUGGUAUGUGGGUUUGAAGGUAAGAAUUUGGAAAGUAUCAGACAACAUAUUUAUUCAAAAGGUCAUUGUAAGAUACCGUAUGAAAGUAAGGAUCAAAAGGCUGCUAUCGCUGAAUUUUAUACAUUUUACAGUGAUGAACCAAUUGAAAUAAAUAAGAAGACUAAGUCAAGUAGAAAAGUUAUGUUCACCGAAGAAUCAGAAGACAUUGAAGAUGAAAGAGAUGAUUUAGAUGACUAUGACUUGGAUGAAGAUAUGAAUGUCGAUGUAGAAGAGGAUGAAGAUUCAAGUGAUAAUGAUAAUGGUAUCAAUGAUAACUAUGCUUUAGUUCAAAUUGAUAGAUCGGGAGUGGAAUUAACAUUGCCAACUGGUUCCAGAAUUGGACAUAGAUCCAUGACAAGAUAUUAUCGUCAAAAUAUCACCACGCCACAAGAAUUAAGAGAAUCUCAAAGAACUGUUGCUGUUGUGGAUAGAAGGUUUGCCUCUGGAUUAACUUAUAAUCAAGUCACUAAAGAACAAAGAGAAGUCAGAAAGAUUGAAGAAAGGGCUAAGAAUAAUUAUCAUAGAAGAACCAAGCCAAGUAGAGUGAAUUACCAAAAACACUUUAGAGAUGAGCUUUUGGGUCCAAUGUAGACAGUUAUCUUAUCUUACCUUAUUCCUAUAUAUUUUUAAUGACAUUUAUGAUAUCCCCCCUUUUAAAUACAUACAUAUAAAUUAAAUUUUGCAAUUUG
Scheffersomyces coipomensis is the source of this 1743-nucleotide messenger RNA. RefSeq lists its product as uncharacterized. Gene Ontology annotation, cellular component: preribosome, large subunit precursor. The transcript has a single exon. Gene Ontology annotation, molecular function: zinc ion binding; nucleic acid binding. Gene Ontology annotation, biological process: ribosomal large subunit biogenesis. The record is from RefSeq and is a predicted model, not a curated record. The coding region runs from base 239 to 1645 and encodes 468 amino acids. NCBI's taxonomy places the organism in Eukaryota, Fungi, Ascomycota, Pichiomycetes, Serinales, Debaryomycetaceae.